Messenger RNA from Terrapene triunguis (Three-toed box turtle), 7882 nucleotides. RefSeq names its product regulating synaptic membrane exocytosis 2 (gene RIMS2). The transcript is spliced from 38 exons. NCBI's taxonomy places the organism in Eukaryota, Metazoa, Chordata, Testudines, Emydidae. The record is from RefSeq and is a predicted model, not a curated record. Gene Ontology annotation, cellular component: cytoskeleton of presynaptic active zone; presynaptic membrane. Gene Ontology annotation, molecular function: transmembrane transporter binding; small GTPase binding. Gene Ontology annotation, biological process: positive regulation of synaptic transmission; calcium ion-regulated exocytosis of neurotransmitter; intracellular protein transport. The coding region runs from base 1 to 5238 and encodes 1745 amino acids.
AUGUCGGCUCCUGUCGGGCCGCGGGGCGGCCCUGCUCCUCCUCAGCCUCCUCCACCUCAGGCCCCGCAGUCGGAGAUGCCCGACCUCAGCCACCUCACGGAGGAAGAGAGGAAGAUCAUCCUGGCCGUCAUGGAGCGGCAGAAGAAGGAGGAAGAGAAGGAGCAGUCCGUGCUCAAGGUCAAAGAAGAACAAAAACCACAACCGACACAGUGGUUUCCCUUUAGUGGGAUCACUGAGCUGGUAAAUAACGUUCUUCAGCCACAGCAAAAACAACAAAAUGAAAAGGAGCCCCAGACGAAAUUGCAUCAACAAUUUGAAAUGUAUAAGGAGCAGGUGAAGAAGAUGGGUGAAGAAUCACAGCAGCAGCAGGAGCAGAAGAGUGAUGCCCCCACGUGUGGUAUCUGCCACAAAACAAAAUUUGCUGAUGGCUGUGGCCAUAACUGUUCAUAUUGCCAAACUAAAUUCUGUGCUCGUUGCGGAGGAAGAGUGUCUUUACGCUCAAAUAAGGAGGACAAAGUGGUAAUGUGGGUAUGUAACUUGUGCCGAAAACAACAAGAAAUCCUCACAAAAUCAGGAGCCUGGUUCUACAACAGUGGAUCAAAUACACCACAGCAGCCUGAUCAAGAACGUAUUAGAGGGUUGCGGAACGAGGAAGCACCUCAGGAGAAAAAAGCAAAGCUGCAGGAACAGUCCCAGUACCAAGGACCCUCAGGUGACAUAGCCACACCAGCUUUGGACAAAAAUAGACCUCAAGUGCUCACAAGACAAGACUCAAUUAAAAAUGGUUCAGGAGUGAAGCACCAGGUUGCAAGUGACACAACUUCAGACAGGAAAAGAAGCCCAUCAGUAUCAAGAGAUCAGAACAGAAGAUACGACCAAAGGGACGAGAGAGACGAAUAUUCACAGUAUGCUACAUCAGACAGUGCAAUGCCAAGGUCACCAUCAGAUUAUACAGAUAGGCGAUCACAGCGUGGGUCUCAGCUGUACGAAGAACCUGAACUUGGUGACUACAGAGAUUCUAACAGAAGAAGUCGCAGACAUUCCAAAGAGUAUUCUGUAGAGGAAGAUGAGGUGCAGAACAGAGAGGAAUAUGAGAGGCAGAGGCGAGAAGAGGAGUACCAGGCACGAUACAGAAGUGAUCCUAAUUUGGCUCGUUAUCCUGUCAAACCACAACCAUAUGAGGAACAAAUGCGUAUCCAUGCUGAAGUAUCCCGAGCACGCCAUGAACGAAGACACAGUGAUGUCUCGUUGGCAAACACUGAACUGGAGGAGUCCCGGAUAUCUAUGCUGAGGAUGGAACGACCAUCAAGGCAAAGAUCUAUAUCUGAGCGCAGAGCUGCCAUGGAAAACCAACGUUCAUAUUCUGUGGAAAGAACUCGAGAGGCUCAGGGACCAAGUCCCAAUCGUCAGAGGACAACAAAUCAUAGCCCUCCAACACCUAGGAGGAGUCCAAUUCCUCUCGAUAGGCCAGACAUGAGGCGCACUGAUUCAUUAAGGAAACAGCACCAUUUGGAUCCCAGUUCUGCUGUACGGAAAACUAAACGUGAAAAAAUGGAAACCAUGUUAAGGAAUGAUUCACUCAGCUCAGAUCAAUCUGAGUCAGUCAGGCCUCCACCACCAAAGCCACACAAAACAAAAAAGGGAGGUAAAAUGCGUCAGGUUUCAUUGAGCAGCUCAGAAGAAGAAUUGGCUUCUACUCCAGAAUAUACGAGCUGUGAUGAUGUAGAGAUUGAAAGUGAAAGUGUUAGUGAAAAAGGGGACAGUCAAAGGGGAAAAAGAAAAACUAGUGAGCAGGCAGUUUUGUCGGAUUCUAACACCUUAUCUGAGAGACAAAAGAAAAUGGUGUGCUUUGGCGGCCACUCUUUGGAAGAGGACUUGGAAUGGUCUGAGCCUCAAGUUAAAGACUCUGGGGUAGAUACGUGUAGUAGCACAACUCUAAAUGAGGAGCAUAGCCAUAGCGAGAAGCAUCCUGUGACCUGGCAACCUUCCAAAGAUGGAGACCGUCUAAUUGGACGGAUUUUAUUAAAUAAACGACUAAAAGAUGGAAGCGUGCCUAGAGACUCGGGAGCACUGCUUGGACUGAAGGUUGUAGGAGGAAAGAUGACUGAAACUGGUCGGCUGUGUGCAUUUAUCACCAAAGUAAAAAAAGGAAGUUUAGCUGAUACAGUGGGACAUCUUAGACCAGGCGAUGAAGUGUUGGAAUGGAAUGGAAGGCUAUUGCAAGGAGCCACCUUUGAGGAGGUAUAUAACAUCAUUUUAGAAUCCAAGCCUGAGCCACAAGUGGAGCUUGUUGUUUCAAGGCCGAUUGGGGAUAUUCCCAGAAUACCUGACAGUACACAUGCACAACUGGAGUCCAGUUCUAGUUCAUUUGAAUCUCAAAAAAUGGACCGACCAUCUAUUUCAGUGACUUCUCCCAUGAGUCCUGGCAUGUUGAGGGAUGUUCCACAGUUCUUGUCUGGACAACUUUCAAGCCAAAGCCUUAGUAGAAGAACAACGCCUUUUGUUCCUAGGGUUCAGAUAAAGCUGUGGUAUGACAAGGUUGGUCAUCAGUUGAUAGUCACAAUAUUGGGAGCAAAGGAUCUUCCUUCAAGGGAAGAUGGGAGGCCAAGGAAUCCUUAUGUUAAAAUUUACUUUCUUCCAGACAGAAGUGAUAAAAACAAAAGAAGAACAAAAACAGUAAAGAAAACAUUGGAACCCAAAUGGAACCAAACAUUCAUUUAUUCUCCAGUUCAUCGGAGAGAAUUUCGAGAACGAAUGUUGGAGAUUACGCUUUGGGACCAAGCACGAGUUCGUGAGGAAGAAAGUGAAUUUUUAGGAGAGAUUCUUAUUGAGCUAGAGACAGCACUAUUAGACGAUGAGCCUCACUGGUACAAACUUCAGACACAUGAUGUUUCCUCAUUGCCACUUCCCCAUCCCUCGCCAUAUUUGCCACGCAGACAGCUACAUGGUGAAAGCCCUACACGGAGGUUACAAAAUAAAGGCUUAUAUUCAUAUAAUUCAGGGUCCAAAAGAAUCAGUGAUAGUGAAGUCUCUGACUAUGACUGUGAUGAUGGAAUUGGUGUAGUUUCAGAUUACCGACAUAAUGGAAGAGAUCUUCAGAGUUCAACGUUAUCAGUGCCAGAACAAGUGAUGUCAUCCAAUCACUGCUCUCGGUCAGGGUCCCCUCACCGUACAGAUAGUAUAGGACGGACUAGAUCUUGGUCUCCCAGUGUCCCUCCUCCACAAAGGAAUGUGGAACAGGGACCUCGAGGGACUCGAUCUACUGCUGCACAUUAUAAUACUAUGAACCGAAUGGAUAGACAUCGUGCAAUAGAUGACCACUACUCCCCAGACAGAGAGAGGAGGACUAGGCAGGAGAGAAGAGUGCCUAAUACAUAUUAUGACGACACUACCCAUACUCCUGAAAGGUGGUACAAUGGUGCAAGUUCAUGGGCAGAUCAUGUAGUCAAUGGUUCAGCUGAAAACUAUGGGAAUUGUGAAGCACCAGAUAGACAGCCAUAUCAAAGAUCCAGAUCAACAGAACAACGUCCUGUGCUAGAGCGGACCAACUCCCGCUCCCGAUCCACAGAGCGUCCUGACUCAAACCUCAUGAGGUCGAUGCCUUCAUUAAUGACUGGAAGAUCUGCCCCUCCUUCACCUGCCUUAUCGAGGUCACAUCCUCGAACUGGGUCUGUCCAAACAAGCCCAUCAAGUACUCCAGUAGCAGGACGAAGGGGCAGGCAGUUACCGCAGCUCCCACCAAAGGGGACAUUGGAAAGAAACAAUGGAGACAAGGAGAUAGAACCUUAUGAAGAAGGAGAUGAAGAAAACAAGCAUAUUGGAGAGCAGGGGUCAGAGGUUGAGGCAGAAGUUACAUGGGAGGACCAGCAGAAAAAGGUGAAUGGUACAAUAACUGAUGACAAACCAUUGCCGAAAAAGAAACACCAUUCUGAGCCAGAAGAAGCGGAAUCAUCAAGAAGAAGAAACUCAGAAGAAAAGAAAGCAAAUCCAGAGAAUGGGAAUGCAGGUGGUAUGGAUGUAGAAGAAAGAAAUCGUCAAAUGAAAAUAAGCAAGUACAAACAGGCAGCAGGCUCAGACUCCAGGCUGGAGCAAGAUUAUCAUUCUAAGUAUCGGUCAGGACGGGAUCCUCAGCGAGGCUCAGACAAUAUUUCCAAUAAGUCUUCAGACAGUGAUGUCAGUGAUGUGUCAGCUGUAUCAAGGACAAGCAGCGCUUCUCGUUUCAGCAGCACAAGCUACAUGUCUGUCCAAUCAGAACGACUGAGAGGGAACAAGAAAAUAAGUGUCUUUACAUCCAAAAUGCAAAGCAGACAGAUGGGCACCUCAGGAAAGAACAUGACUAAGAGCACCAGCAUCGGCGGGGACAUGUACACGCUAGAGAAGAAUGAUGGCAGCCAGUCUGACACAGCAGUGGGCACUGUGGGCACCAGUGGCAAAAAACGACGCUCCAGCAUUGGCGCAAAGAUGGUAGCGAUUGUGGGUCUGUCACGAAAAAGCCGCAGCACUUCUCAACUCAGCCAAACUGAAGCCGGUGGUAAGAAGCUGCGGAGCACAGUCCAAAGAAGCACAGAGACUGGGCUGGCUGUGGAAAUGAGAAACUGGAUGACACGUCAGGCCAGCCGGGAAUCUACAGAUGGCAGCAUGAACAGCUACAGUUCUGAGGGAAAUCUGAUUUUCCCAGGUGUGCGGUUGGCCUCUGACAGCCAGUUCAGUGAUUUUCUAGAUGGACUUGGCCCUGCCCAGCUAGUAGGACGCCAAACGCUGGCAACACCAUCUAUGGGUGAUAUCCAGGUUGGAAUGAUGGACAAAAAAGGACAGUUGGAGGUAGAAAUAAUACGAGCCCGUGGCCUUGUUGUAAAACCAGGUUCAAAGACACUGCCAGCACCAUAUGUAAAGGUGUAUCUAUUAGAAAAUGGAGCCUGCAUAGCCAAAAAGAAAACAAAGGUAGCAAGAAAAACGCUUGAACCUCUUUAUCAGCAACUUUUGUCAUUUGAAGACAGUCCCCAAGGAAAAGUUUUACAGAUAAUUGUUUGGGGAGACUAUGGACGUAUGGAUCACAAAUCUUUUAUGGGAGUGGCACAGAUACUUUUAGAUGAACUGGACUUGUCAAAUAUGGUGAUUGGAUGGUUCAAACUUUUCCCCCCUUCCUCCUUAGUAGAUCCAACUUUGGCUCCUCUGACUAGAAGAGCUUCCCAGUCAUCUCUUGAAAGUUCAACAGGACCUUCUUAUGCUCGCUCAUAGCAGCUGUGAAACUGUUGUCAUAGCAACCAGCGUUACAAAAAAAAAAUUACAGGUCGCAAACCCUGGUAACACUGCAUGCUUAAUGUUGUGUCUUCUGAGCCUGUUUCUAGGGCUACCAAGCGAUCCUGUGUUCUCAGAGGAAGUUGCACACAUUGUGCACUAAGGAAGGCCCUCAGGUGAAAGAGUGGAGCUGUAAAGAACUAACAGGUUUGGAGUUCAGUGACACUUAAAUUUUGGUCCAAUCUGAAGCCAUGGAUUAAACUAAAAGAAUCAAUGUGUUUCAUGCAACAAAAGUCCUUUUCAAUGGCAUAUCUAUUUUGUUGCUCCCUUUUAACUGCCCCCCCCCCCCAAGCCUGGUUAUGCCACAGAAAUGGAGCUACACCCCUCCCCCAUGAAGCCAUGUUACAAGUCAGUGGAAUAGUAGAUGUCAGAAGAACAACAGAAGAAUGUAAGACCAUCGAAAAAGAAAAGUCAGCUGUCAUAUGGAACAAAGACCAGAGAAAACUCUUCGUACUAGAAUGCUUUAAAAGUUAUAGUGGCAGGCUUCAUAACUCCAACUAUCGCUACAGUGAAACCCCAGAUAUGAUGGACUCUCUGAAAAAUAAAAUUCUUUGGAUAUACUGUACUGUAUGAAAUUAAAGAAACUUUUUUGCAUGGACACAGAUUUAGCUGAACACUUAAAUUAUUUUCUUGGGGCUGCAACUUGCAAAAAAAGAAUAAAUCAGCCAUUUUCAACAAUUUAUAUUAUUUUUAAAAGUAAAUUUCACUAGUGCAUGGUUUUAAAGGGGAGAGAAUGCAACAGGGUGAUACAAAGACACCAUGUUUAUCAUUCUUUAAACCAAUCAUGAUCUGUGUUUUUGCAGACAUAUAUUAAAAAUAAAAGAUGAUAAUUUCUAGCUAAUAUUUAAAAUUCUGUUUAUGUGACAAGAAAUAAGUGUAAUAUAUUAAAUUUAUUUAAAUGUAAAAGGUACAAGCCUUGUAAAGUUCAACAUUAUGUGCAAAUUGUACACUUCUUCCUCCUUUCUCUCUCUUCUGAAUCUUCCUUUGACUCUUUUUCCCCCUCUUAUUUUCCAGGAUGAUCCAUUAUAUCCUAAAACUGCUACCUUUUGACUUAUUACUUUCUUAUGCCCCAUAUUUGGUUCAGGGUUGCAGAUUGUUUUGCAUUUCUGAAUUCUUGGACAAAAAUAUUGUUUAAGAGCUUACUUUUUUCAAGCAUGUUGAAAAGGAUUUUGCAACAUGGCUUGGGAGUUCAUUAAAGUAAUUCAGCAUGUAUUUGAUAAAGAAGAUAUUUGAACUUUUUGCAAUUAAUUGUACAGUGCAUGGUAACUUAUUUUCAUUUUUUUCUCACCUUCAAAUUGAAUUCUGCAGCAAAAUACUGGAAUCAUGUGGCCAUUGUAAGAUGUCUUCAAUAAAUUUGUUUUCAGCACCAGCAUCAUUCAUUCAAGGGUUGAACUAUAAUUUCUUGAAGGUUUUGGAGAGAGAAAAAAAAUGAACCAAAUGUUCGAUUUUUAGGAACUAAAUUUCAGCGGUUUCAUUUGCACUGAGCCAAACAAAUUGCUACAUAUUUGGAGUCAACCAACAAAGGUUAUUAAUUCUUCAUAAUUCUUCUGCUGUAAAGUUCAGUUUUUCAUGUUCUAUAUUUGUGAUGGCAACAAUGUAAUUAGUGAACAUCGGUCCGCCAUAAAAAUGUCACUUUGAUUUGUAAUUGCCUUAAAGGAAGUAGAACAUGUAUCAUUGAACAGUUAUUUGACACCAUCACCACAAGCCUAAUGCAAAGUCAACAGAUUAUAAAAUAUCUGUCUCCAUGUAGUAGGCAUUUACUACCAUUGGGUGGUGCUGCAAGUCUAGAUUGCUCAUUCAUUUCUCAUAUUUAAAGGGAAGGUAACUGGCUAAUAUUUAAUGAUAAACUUUCUCUCUUUUUCUGGGUCUUUAUAUGCCUUUAAUACAUAAUUAUUGUUUAAUGGUGAAAACUUGCAAUAAUUUUAGAAAUACACAUUGCAUUUAACUUUAAAUUAAGGCCAUGCACACAGAAUUAUUUUGAUUUUGUUUGAAAAGCUAUUAAUGGUGCCCAUCAGAAAACUGUCCAUGUUUCAUAAAAGUAACAACAAUAUCACUUUAUAUGCCUUUUCCUUUAUGUGGUGCAAUAUGAUACACAUCAAGACUGUGUCUUGUCAUUCUGAGAUUAUAUGAUGGAUGAAUGUUAAGUUAAUGAACAGACCGGUAAAACUAUGUUUAUUGAAAUAAUUUAGACACCUGUGUAUCAGCAACAAAUAAAUGCUAAAGACAUACAGUCUACAAUAUCCCCUAGAAUUAAAAAAAAGUACAAAACUGUUUUCCUAAUACUAUCAGAUGCAGUCACACAUUCUUUUAUGCAUAUUCCUCUAUAAAUUAUUUCUAAUUUUGAAAAGAAGAACAUGACCAUAUGGAAGGAUUGUACAUACUUGCAUUAUGCAGUAUUUAUUUUAAAAUUUAAUGUAAUUUUUUUUUAAUUUUCACACAUCUGCAACUCUACUUAUGAUUUAGUCAUGUAAAUAGCACUAUUCCAGUGAUCACUGCUGUCUUGUACAUAGUACGUUUUAAAAGUUAAAGGGAAUUACAGUUGGGGAAAAAAGGGCAGAUUAGGCCUGUAAUGAACACCAACUAA